Notolabrus celidotus (New Zealand spotty) is the source of this 2130-nucleotide messenger RNA. RefSeq names its product cytochrome P450 2K1-like. The transcript is spliced from 9 exons. Bases 274 to 1767 code for a protein of 497 amino acids. Gene Ontology annotation, cellular component: intracellular membrane-bounded organelle; cytoplasm. Lineage: Eukaryota; Metazoa; Chordata; Actinopteri; Labriformes; Labridae. Gene Ontology annotation, biological process: xenobiotic metabolic process. The record is from RefSeq and is a predicted model, not a curated record. Gene Ontology annotation, molecular function: heme binding; oxidoreductase activity, acting on paired donors, with incorporation or reduction of molecular oxygen, reduced flavin or flavoprotein as one donor, and incorporation of one atom of oxygen; iron ion binding.
UACAUAAGUUGUACAUAAACCUAGAACUGUUUUUAUUUAAAGAGUCAACAAAAGUGAUAAGUGGAAAUCUGUGAUUGAUGGCCUUUGCAAAACAGAGUUUGGUUAAAUAGUGACUCGUCCCUCCUCCCCUGUUUCACUCCUUUUCCUAUAACUUGGAGGGAAAAAAAUGGUCUAUCCUUCGUCCUAAUACUCAUCCUCUGGGAUCACAGAGACACAAAGCUUUGUCUGUGUUUUCUUUUUCUUUUUUACAGUGAAGCUUGAAGUGUAGCUGCAAUGGAAAACCUUUUUCUGCAGGCCCCAAGUACCACCACUGUAUUGGGCACUGUGGGAGUCCUUCUUGUUUUGUAUAUAUUUUUUUCCAGCUCUGAUAACCAAAAAAAGGAGCCUCCAGGACCCAGACCGCUGCCUAUCAUUGGAAAUUUGCUGCAUCUGGCUCAAUCACGUCAUAUCAUGCUGUAUGAGCUCUCCAAGAAAUAUGGAUCUGUAUUCACUUUCAAUUUUGGGCCCCAAAAAAUGGUGGUGCUGGCAGGACACAAGACGAUCAAAGAGGCUCUGGUCAACAGUGAUGCAUUUUCAGAGAGAAGUACUAACCCAAUUAUCCAUGACCUGAAAUUAACACAUGGGAUCGUGUUUGCUAAUGGUGACUCUUGGAAAGAAAUGAGACGUUUUGCACUUACUAACAUGAGAGAUUUCGGCAUGGGCAGAAAAGUAUCUGAAGAGAUAAUUAUUGAAGAAAGUCGAUGCCUGAUUAACUGGAUCAAAGACAAAAAUGGUAAAGCCUUUGAUACAGCCCAGCCGCUAAACCAGGCUGCGAGCAAUAUCAUCUGCUCUAUUGUGUAUGGAAACAGAUUUGAAUAUGAUGACCCAGUGUUUGUGUCAAUGGUGGAUAGAGCUACCAAGAACACCAAACUCAUGGGCUCUGCUUCAGUACAGUUAUACAAUUAUUUUCCAAGGCUGUUCAGUUGGGUCAGAGCCCGAAAGCAACUGGUAAAGAGUGCGUUCACUAAUAGGAAACGCAUGACAGAGCUGAUCAAGAGUUUACAGGACACUCUCAAUCCACAGAUGUGCAGAGGAUUAAUAGAUUCCUUUCUAGUCCACAAGAUCCAGCUUGAGGCAUCUGGCAAUAUGAAAUCUCACUACUAUGAUGACAACCUACUGGUGACAGUGGUCAAUCUGUUUACUGCCGGCACAGACACUACUGCAACUACCAUAAGAUAUGGCUUACUGCUCAUGGCCAAGUACCCAAAAAUACAAGACCAGGUCCAGGAAGAGUUGAGCAGGGUUAUAGGAAGUUGUGUGGUUCAGGCACAGGACAGGAAGAACCUGCCAUACACUGAUGCUGUGAUCCAUGAAAUACAAAGAGUGGCCAUUGCUGUACCAAUAGUACAUCAUCGGACCACUCGUGAUGUCACCUUCCAGGGCUACUUCAUCAAGAAGGGUACUCCAGUGAUUCUUUUGCUCUCAUCUGCUCAUUGGGAUAAGGAUGAAUGGGAAACGCCUCACACUUUCAACCCAGCCCAUUUCCUUGAUAAGGAAGGACGUUUCAGAAAGAGAGACGCUUUUAUACCAUUUUCUGCAGGCCAAAGAGCUUGUACAGGGGAAAGUUUGGCACGCAUGGAGCUGUUUCUCUUCUUCACCUCACUUGUCCAACACUUUCGUUUCACUCCUCCUCUUGGGGUUAAAGAGGAUGACCUGGAUCUGACUCAUGUUGAGGGCUUCACCCUCACACCUGUACCUCAUGAACUCUGUGCUAUCAGCAGGGUCUGACAAACAUUAAAAGUGAAUAAUGUAUUCUUGUUUAAACAAUUUAUCUAACUGUCAUUCCAUUGCUAGUAACAAGAUAAAUUCCACCCCUUCAUAUUUUUUAGCUGCACAAUGUCAAUUUUCUGAUUACAUUGCUUUAUUUUUUAAGGUUCAUGUGUAAAAUGUAACAUAUAAGCACGGUAGCUAGUCACAGUGGAUAAUAUGUUUUAUUGUGUUAGCACAGAGCCAUUAAAGAAACAGUUCUAGCCAAGUCGUAAUGUUUCAAAAAUAACACGUACAAAAGAUACAACUGUUCAAAAUAAUGACAAACUGCCUUCACAAAACCUUACUUGUAUUUAGCAAUCAGUGCCUUGUUUUCAGUCACAU